Molecule: messenger RNA, 5508 nt
Organism: Bacidia gigantensis
Lineage: Eukaryota; Fungi; Ascomycota; Lecanoromycetes; Lecanorales; Ramalinaceae
Exons: 2
Coding region: 1-5508 (1835 amino acids)
Molecular function (GO): protein binding
Source: RefSeq, a predicted model, not a curated record
AUGGAGUCGCCAAAAAUAGGAUUCGAAGUCCUGGAGGAUCACGAUGUAAUCGGCACUGAUUCGUCUGGCCUGCAACCUUUACCGCCUAGCAAGAUCCAAAAGAUUCGAGCCUGGCUGAAACCUACAGAAUUUGCAGCUGAUUCCAGCGAGUACAAUCGGCAUUUGGCAUCUUAUGUCUUGGGAACUGAUUCAUGGACAUCCGAGCAUCGAUAUCAACAAUGGCAAAAAGAUCCAGCUUGUGGUGCUUUAUGGAUUAAAGCGGUACCAGGUGCUGGGAAAUCAGUCGUCGCUGCACGUAUCAUCGCCUGCAAAGCUGAAGAGUCGAACGGAAUUGCCCUGUUUUUCUUCUUCCGGCAGAUAAUCAGCCGAAACCGUACGCCAACAGAUUUGCUACGAGAUUGGCUGGCACAACUUCUAGAUCGCAGCCCCCACCUCCAAAACCAACUUAUUGUAUACCUUGACCAGCAUCGAGACUUUAAAAGCGUAGCAUUCGAUGAGCUCUGGCAGAAGUUGGCUAAGAGCUUAUGUUUCCUGCCUAACGUUCUUUGCGUGGCGGAUGCGCUUGACGAAAUGAGCCAUGGCACCAAUGGGAAUGACAACUUCAUUAGCACUCUUGCCGAGCUAGGGCGGUUGAAACCUUCCAUCGUAAAGGUUCUAAUGACGAGCCGGCCAGUUCCUCGUAUUGAGAAAGUCAUUAAGGCAACUUCGGCAGCUCAGCUCACGCUUACUUCAGAGAUCGCAUUGCCUGCGAUAGGCAGAUAUAUUGAGCAUCGACUAGCUAGCCGACCAUCUUCACAGAAAAAUCUUGCUCUCAUAAAGCUCGAACUUCUCAGGAAAUCUGACGGGCUAUUUCUGUAUGUCAAGCUCAUGACGGACAAGCUCCUCGAUCGGAUAUAUUCAAAUGAUGACGAGAUCCUGAUGGCAAAUGUGGAGAGCUUACCGAACGGCCUCUCUGAUAUGUAUACAGCUAUGCUCCAUGAGCACUCGUCUCGAUCCAAAGUGCCCCAAAGGUUGCAGAUUGCAAUUCUCCGUUGGGUCACACACUCGGCAAGACCGCUCCGAGUGCUUGAAUUGGCUAAUAUUGUGGACUCGCUGACGACGAAUGAGCUACUAGAAGACGUGCCAGAGCUGCGUGCUCUGUAUCCCAAUACAAAAGCUAUGAUACGGGCGGCAUGCGGACCACUCAUCGAAAUACUUGAGGACGAGACUGUCUCAAUCAUCCAUCAUUCCCUGACCGAGUACGUUGUCGACUCUUGUCGGAAUGAUAGCACCUCUAUCGGUCAGAUAUCUGGCGGUUUCCCGAUCAUCGACUCUGCCAAUAGCCACAUAGAGAUAGCAAUCACCUGCCUGCAGUACCUUAUUAACACCUUUGUAGAAGAGCUGAAGUACGAGAUUCCACAAUCAUGGUAUUCUUCUUCAGGGAUUACCUCCUUGUAUGCCAAAUAUCCACUUUUGAAAUAUGCACGUCUGUAUUGGUCACACCACGCCCAUCGCAGUGUCGGUGCAGACUCGAUGCUUUUCGAUUUACUCGAUGGUUUCAUGGAUCCAAAGCGUACAUAUCUCAAAGCAUGGCGCUAUCUCGAAUGUCCAGAAGUCGACUAUGAUGACGAUGAGGAUUACGAAAAGUUUCAUGAUAAUCAAAGCCACGCACUGCACAUCGCAGCUCAAUUUGGCUUGGCAUCCUACACUGAGUAUCUUCUUGCUCUGGAACAAGAUCUCAACGCCAUCAAUGGCACUUAUGAAAAUACGCCAAUGCAUCUAGCAGCCGAGUAUGGCCACGUUGACGUGGUGAAGGCCCUUUUACAGCGCGGUGCCUUGGUGAAUACUGGGAACUACAAGGGACUAAAGCCGCUUCAUUUGGCUGCAAUUGGCAACCAUGUGGAUGUUAUUAGGGCUCUAUUGGAUGCUGGAGUCGAUCCUAUGACCCCUAAAACAAAAGAAAACCCACGAGGCCGCUAUAUAGGUUUCAUGCCUCGGUCGACAAUUGGGGAGAGUCCGGUCCAACUUACUUGUAGAUAUGGUCAUAAAAGGUCGGCACUGGUAUUUGCAUCUUAUCUAAAAACACAGGAUCUGCUGAAAGUGGCUCACUGGGCUGCCAAUGAAGGCCGGUGCGAAGUUGUGCUAGCAAUGCUCGAAACCUACGGAGACAUGAUUGACGUUGAUAAAUUGGUAAGCGGCAAGGUUUUCGCAGGCGCUGAUGUGAACGCAAAAAAUCAUAAUGGGAACACGCCGUUACAUCUUAUGACUUGCUGCCCUGCUGAUUUAAUAUCGCACUUUCGAGAUGCUGGAGCAGAUAUGGAAACUAGGAAUGCUGAAGGAAAGACCGUGCUCAUGACGCUAGAUUGGAGUACCCCUCCGAGACCCAACCUAAUCUUAUUGGACGCAUUGAUGGCAGCCGGCUCCAGGGCCGAUUCGCGUGAUUUCAUGGGCAGAACUGUUCUACAUCAUGUGUGUAGUCAAGAGCAUUCUCUUCCAGGACUAAUCGUGCGCCUGGUGGCACUCGGCGCCGAUCCUCAUGCUGUAGACUUUUCCGGCAACAAUUUAUUUCACUACUUGGCACGCCAUAAAAAGCGGACUGUCGAUGACGGGCGAGAGCACCUUAUUGAUCUGGCAUUGAAACUAGGUGUAGAUCCAAAUGCUCGUAACCAUAGAGGACAAAUUCCACUCCACAUGGUUGUGGGGAACUUGUUCCAGUUUGACGAAGACACCAUUGACUUUUUCCUCGGCCAGAGGUCAUUGUCCAACAUCAAUACUACAGAUGUUCAUGGUAUCAGCCCACUUCAUCUUGCCGCCACGAUUAGUGAAUCGCGGAUCCAAAAAUUACUGAUGCUAGGAGCUGACCCUGUGUUGUUAACGGCAGAUGGUCAGUCGCUCCUGCAUAUCGCCUCUAGAGCGAGGAAGAGCAAUGUUGUGGGUCUCAUUACCGACAUUUUUGGUACAAAAAACUCAGCACUGAUCGAUCACGUGGAUCGAGAUGGCCGCACUGCUCUUCACCACGCCUGCCGGUCAGGCCGUGCUGAGACUGUGAGAAUUCUUCUAGAAGCUGGCGCUGAUCCCAACAAGAAAGACAAGAGAGCAGAAACUCCGCUCAUCGCAUGUACUGAGAUUCAGGAAGAAGCUCGUUUAUGGGGUCCAAGAGCAACUACGAAUUUCGGCUCAGAUAUUACGCAGCCUGUAGGCAUCUGCUUGUCUGAGAUUCAAAGACCGCAUGAGAGACGACCCCGUGAUUGGCAAUCUAAGUCAUUUGGUGAAAGACUCGUUAAAGAGGCUGAUAGUGUUGGUGUUCGACCGAUUUUGAGGCUACUCCUGGCUUUCGGUGCAAAGAUUGCUGCGCCAGUUCAAGCACAGAAAACAUACGGUCCGAAUCUAUCGGUAAUCUCACUCGACCGCAAGAGACCUCUCGACCUUGCGAGUGAAAGAGAUUGCGACGUACUAAUACAUGAGCUACUGUACAAAGGGGGACGUGAAAUGACCCCAAAGAUGCGUGCCGACUUGAAGAAACCCGAGACUGUUCUUCAAGAUUCUCUACACAAGUUUCGGCUGGAGUACACACCUAAUCGACUGAUGAAUAGUAGUCAAUUGCUUGAAGGGAGUCUGAAAGAGCCGUUAUUGAGCUCAAGGCAAGAAGAUGAUGACUUGCAGCUCUUUUAUCAUCUGCUUCGUACUGAGAAUGAAGACGGGCUGCUGAAAAUGCAAGAAAUAUUGGGGACACUAACAGCCACGGUCUAUCCUCAUGGGGCGCUUAUGACUUUGAUCAAAUUCGGAUACUCACACAUAUUGUCAUUGAUUGGUCCUCAAUACGUUGAAAUUGCUCCGCUUAUUCCAACCACACACGACAAAAAUGAGAGUGCCUCACCUCUUCACGUAGCUUGUGAACGAGAUCUCCCAAAUCUAGAUAUAAUCAGAGUCCUAGUGGAGGAGAAGACCUUUGAUGUCAACGGGAAGAGUGGCAAAACAUACAGCUUUCCAGCCGGCUCAACCGCUCUGCACGUCCUCGCCAUGUCUUCCAACUGGUGGAGUGUCCAAGGGAUUACCUAUUUAGGAUCACAUGGAGCGAAUCUCGACCUUCAAGAUGCGCUUGGAAGGACACCUUUGCUCGUAGCAUCUGGGAAUGGUGUCACAAGGAACGUUGAAAUUCUGCUUCAAUGCGGCGCUGACCCGAAUGUUCUGACUAAUGAUGGUCAAACAAGUUUGAGCAAGGCAGACUCUCUCGACAUAUGCCGACUUUUGCUGAGAUAUGGUGCCAGUACUAGCGUCGGAGAAUUCCCAUUUAUAUUCAAUGCUAUACAUCAUCUGGAUUGUGAUAUUGUUGCAGAUAUUCUUAGGUCAGGGGCUGAUCCAAACGUUGCAAUUCCUUUCAAGAAAACACAAACAUGGGAUAAAUACGGGACUUCGAAUCCGCUCUACUUUGGAGAUAUCCAGGACCGUUGCGAUGAGCUUGUUGAUAUAUAUCCAAUUCAUCAAGCAGCAAGUCGAACCAACAACAACCCAGAGACACGGGCAAAGAUUAUCCCUAUCAUUAAGCUAUUACUGCAGCAUGGCGCCGAUCCAAAGAAAGAAAUUAGUCACGGUCAAACCAUCAUUCAUGCCUUGUGCGAACACGAAGGGAUUUUGGAGCCAUUCCUGCUGGAUAAAAGCAUGGAUCUCGAGCUUCGAAAUACUACAGGCAAUACCCUCCUUCUUGCAGCAUGUCUCCACAGAGAGCAGAACACCACGUUUGGGACUAUGGAGAAGAGACUCGAGCUCUUGAACACGCUGCCCUCGUUAGUCCAAGUCUUAAUUGAUGCAGGCGCGGACAUUACUGCAUCAAAUAGCAAGAAAGAAAACGCUCUCCAUUGCUUAUUCAACCGACGGCGCUAUUAUUAUCUUCCAAGUGAGGCGCUCCACAAGAAAGACUUCGAAGCAGUGAUCAGCGAUCCAUUUGCCGUGCAACUGAUCGCACAAAAAGACGCCGAUGGGCUCACCCCGCUCCUGCACGCAAUCAAACAUCGUUGCCUUUCUUUUCUAGAUGACUUAAUCGAGAAAGGAGCAGAUCCGCUGGCCACAGAUUAUGCUGGUAAUAAUGCCUUGCAUUAUCUAGCUAAGUACUUGAGAGAGAAAGGCUAUGGGGAAGAGUAUAACAACGAAGCCAAGGCUGUCUUCCACCAAUUUCUUGACCUGGGCAACGACAUCAACUCUUGCAACAAUAGCGGCCGCACGCCCCUUUUCAUCGCCCUCGAGAACACUUUACUGACAGCCUCUGACCUCACCUUCUUUGUGGACGCUGGUGCGGAUGUCAAGAUAGCAAAUGGCGUUGGGCAAAACUUGUUGCAUGUGGUAGCAAGUAAGAGACCAGAGCCUAAUCAUCAAGAUGUGGAGAUACAAAAGGCGGGUGUGGAUAUGUGGAGACUGCUGGUCGACAAGGGACUGGAUCCUGCGGAUGAGGAUCACAUGCAGAGAACACCAUGGGAUUUGGCUGUUGCGUCAGAAAAUUCACCAAUUCUGAGUUUGGCGAAGGUGAAGGGAUAG